Molecule: messenger RNA, 1116 nt
Organism: Schistocerca americana (American grasshopper)
Lineage: Eukaryota; Metazoa; Arthropoda; Insecta; Orthoptera; Acrididae
Product: carboxypeptidase B-like
Exons: 7
Coding region: 1-1116 (371 amino acids)
Biological process (GO): proteolysis
Molecular function (GO): zinc ion binding; metallocarboxypeptidase activity
Source: RefSeq, a predicted model, not a curated record
AUGGCAGUAUUCAUAGUACCUGCUCAGUUUGUGUCUUCAGAGGCAGACCGCACAGUGAGGCUGUGCUCGCAGCUGCUGCUGGGAAGGAGGGGUGCGGCGGACGACACACAGAGGGAGCUGCGGCUGCUGGCGCUGCAGGUGUUCUCUGCUCGACCCACGACCAGGCUGCUGGGGGUGCUCACUCUCGAUCUGAGAGUCGUCUCGGGUUUCAUUUCUGUCAUCCGGCAGUACCUCUCAGACCUGGCAUCGAACUAUCCCAGCUUGGUGACGGUGCAGUCCAUAGGCCAGACGUACGAGGGCCGGCCCAUCGAUAUGAUCCAGGUGUCGUCUGGAACUGGCGCCAACGGCUCCGCACCAGUGAUCCUGGUAGAGGCGGGCAUCCAUGCCCGCGAGUGGAUCGCGCCUGCAGCAGCUCUCUACGUCAUCCAGCAGCUGGUCGAGAACGCGACGCAGAGCGCCCUCGCAGACAGCAUCGACUGGCACAUCAUACCGGUGCUCAACCCUGAUGGAUACGAGUACACCUUCACAACGGAGCGACUGUGGAGAAAGACGCGAUCUCCAACAUCUGCUGAAUGCGUAGGAGUGGAUGCGAACAGGAACUUCGACUUCCAUUGGAUGGAGGUAGGUGCUAGUGACGACCCGUGUGCGACUACUUACGCAGGCGCUGAAGUUUUCUCCGAGCCCGAAACGAGGGCUCUGAGGGACUACAUUCUGGCGAACGCCGAUCGCAUCAAGCUUUAUCUGACGUUCCACAGUUAUGGGCCUCUGAUACUUUACCCGUGGGGAUACACCACCGAGCCGCCUGAAGACUGGGAAACACUGGACGCACUGGGGAGACUCGCCAACGCCGCGCAGGUAGCAGCCGGAGCUCCCAACUACACCGUGGGGACUUUCGCGGGCGCCAUGUACGCAGCCGCCGGCACCAGCGCUGACUGGGCGAAAGCCGUGGGGGGUGUGGCACUGUCGUACACACUGGAGCUUCCAGGGGGCGGCGACGCCGGCUUCGACCCCCCCACAUCCGACAUCAUUGGCAUCGUGACGCCCUUCUUCGAAGCGGUCCGAGCUUUUGGUCAGUACGUCGCUGACAACUUCGGGAGGAGCAGGCUGAGUGGUUGA